AUGGGCCAAGGCGACGACAGCGACCGCAUCGUGAUCAACGUGGGCGGGACGCGGCACCAGACGUACCGCAGCACCCUGCGCACCCUGCCCGGGACCCGGCUCGCUUGGCUGGCCGAGCCCGAUGCCCACAGCCACUUUGACUAUGACCCGCGCUCAGACGAGUUCUUCUUUGACCGGCACCCGGGCGUAUUUGCGCAUAUCUUGAACUACUACCGGACCGGCAAGCUGCACUGUCCAGCAGACGUGUGCGGACCCUUGUACGAGGAAGAACUGGCCUUCUGGGGCAUCGACGAGACAGACGUGGAGCCCUGUUGCUGGAUGACCUAUAGGCAGCACCGGGACGCCGAAGAAGCUCUAGAUAGCUUUGGUGGCGCGCCUCUGGAAAACAGCGCUGAGGACGCAGAUGGAGAUGGCGCGGGUGACUCGGGAGACGGGGAGGACGAGCUGGAGAUGACCAAGGGCCUGGCGCUCAGUGACUCACCCGACGGCCGCUCGGGAGGCUUCUGGCGCCGUUGGCAGCCGCGGAUCUGGGCGCUCUUUGAGGACCCCUACUCAUCCCGCUACGCGCGGUAUGUGGCUUUUGCCUCCCUCUUCUUCAUUCUGGUCUCCAUCACCACCUUCUGCCUGGAGACCCACGAGAGGUUUAAUCCCAUCGUGAACAAAACGGAGAUUGAAGUCAUUAGGAAUGGUACCCAGGUGCGCUACUACCGGGAGGCAGAGACCGAGGCCUUCCUGACCUACAUCGAAGGGGUCUGCGUGGUCUGGUUUACUUUUGAGUUCCUCAUGCGGAUUGUCUUCUGCCCCAACAAGGUGGAGUUUAUUAAGAAUUCGCUGAACAUCAUCGACUUUGUGGCCAUCCUGCCUUUCUACCUGGAGGUCGGACUCAGUGGCCUGUCUUCCAAAGCCGCCAAGGAUGUCUUGGGCUUUUUGAGAGUGGUCCGGUUCGUGCGUAUCCUGAGAAUUUUCAAGUUGACCCGCCAUUUCGUAGGCUUGCGGGUCUUAGGGCACACCCUCCGUGCCAGCACCAAUGAAUUCUUGCUGCUCAUCAUUUUCCUGGCCUUGGGCGUCUUAAUCUUUGCCACAAUGAUCUACUAUGCUGAGAGGAUAGGUGCUCAACCCAAUGACCCCAGCGCCAGCGAGCACACGCACUUUAAGAACAUCCCUAUCGGCUUCUGGUGGGCGGUGGUCACCAUGACGACACUGGGCUACGGAGACAUGUACCCCCAGACGUGGUCAGGCAUGCUAGUGGGGGCGCUGUGUGCGCUCGCAGGGGUGCUGACCAUCGCCAUGCCCGUGCCUGUCAUCGUGAACAAUUUCGGAAUGUACUAUUCCUUAGCUAUGGCUAAGCAGAAGCUACCAAAGAAAAAAAAGAAACACAUUCCGAGACCGCCGCAGCUGGGAUCCCCCAAUUAUUGUAAAUCUGUCGUAAACUCUCCACACCACAGUACUCAGAGUGACACAUGCCCGCUGGCCCAGGAAGAGAUUUUAGAAAUUAACAGAGCAGAUUCCAAACUGAACGGGGAGGUGGCCAAUGCCGCGCUGGCGAACGAAGACUGCCCCCACAUAGACCAGGCCCUCACGCCCGAUGAGGGCCUGCCCUUUACCCGCUCGGGCACCCGCGAGAGAUACGGACCCUGCUUCCUCUUAUCAACCGGGGAGUACCCGUGCCCGCCUGGUGGAGGAAUGAGAAAGGAUCUUUGCAAAGAAAGCCCUGUCAUUGCUAAGUAUAUGUCAACAGAGGCAGUGAGAGUGACUUGACAAGGCCAGAGGACCGAGGACACUGGUGGCUAAAAAAAACAUCUGGGUGGAUCUGCAGCCCCUCCUCACCCUUGGACAGAGUCAAUCCCGCCACGCAGGUUUGCAGGAUGAGUCCGCGUGGUUUUUUGGGCCUUAUUCUAGGAUGGACAUAGGCUUUCUCUGCAACCCAAUGGUAACAAACUGUAGAAGAUUUUUUUCCUUUCUUUUUUUUGUUUUUUUUUGUUUUUAUUUUUGGGUGGGGGGGAGGGAGGGUUUCCUUAGCAUGACUUGCAUGAAGUAACCAGAAAAACAGACAAACCACAACCUACAAUUGUAUGAUUCAUGUAGAAACAAAAAAAAAUCAGAAAGAAGCUUCUAGAUUUUUCUUUCAAUGUCCUUUUACUUUUUACAUACAUUGUUGAAGCCAGACUGUGAAGUCUUCACAAACCUGUACGGUUCUUUCUUCUUCUCCUUCUUCUUUUUCUUCUUCUUUUUUGUUUUUGUUUUGUUUUUGUUUUUGUUUUGGUACACAAGAUACAGAGUAAUGGUUUAAAAAAAAAAGGCGAUCGGCCUGUCAUCGGUCAUAUUGACCAUGCCUUCAUAGUUCAUCUCUCCUAUGGAAACCCACCGAGAACUUUGAUCCAAUUAGAAUUGUGAGAAUACAUCACCUCCACCGUUCUCCCUCUCUGUUUUCCUCCGCAUGUGUGUGACCCAUGGACCUCUCUCCCAAGACCCAUGACGACAUAUCAUAGUCUAGAUCAAUUUCCCAGCUCUGGUUUCUGUUAUAUUCCAUUGGUGUAGAGAUCCAACGUGAGUGCCCUUCAUGGCCAAUUGUUCCUAAAGAGUAGAGUCUGGAUUCUCCAAGUGUUACUUUUCCAACGGGACUCAGAGAACCCAAAGAUCAGGAGACCACUCAAAGAUCAGGAGACUACUGGAGAGAAACUUGCCUCCAGAUUGAUUAAAAGACAACCAGCAUUGUAUGCAGUUAGCAUUUCACAGUAAAGAUGCAUGCCCCAUGUUAUGCAAAACAACUCUAGCAUGAAAUAAAUUUUGUCUCAUGGUUUCCAUGCCUGCUGUAUAGUCUAAAGCAGAUUUGUUUCUUGAAGCAAUCAGAGGUUUGCAGAGACACACUUCUGAAUCUCAAAUAAAUAUAUUUUCCCAUUAGAAAUAGGACAGUACCUUGACUUUGGUCUGAUUCCAAAAUUGGGGGGAGGGAGGGGAAAGAAAUGAUAUUUUUGGAAAAAAUGCUAUAGUUUUUAAAAAAUGCAACAUCUUGAGCUUUCAUGAGCAGUGACCAGCAUUUCCUGCAAAGACAGAAAUGACCCUUUCUCUCAAUAUUCUCACCCCAUCUCCUCAAUAAUAAAAAGUUGACUUUU
Gracilinanus agilis (Agile Gracile Mouse Opossum) is the source of this 3113-nucleotide messenger RNA. RefSeq names its product potassium voltage-gated channel subfamily C member 1 (gene KCNC1). Lineage: Eukaryota; Metazoa; Chordata; Mammalia; Didelphimorphia; Didelphidae. Gene Ontology annotation, biological process: protein homooligomerization; potassium ion transmembrane transport. The coding region runs from base 1 to 1758 and encodes 585 amino acids. The transcript has 4 exons. Gene Ontology annotation, molecular function: delayed rectifier potassium channel activity; protein binding. The record is from RefSeq and is a predicted model, not a curated record. Gene Ontology annotation, cellular component: dendrite membrane; voltage-gated potassium channel complex; neuronal cell body membrane.